AUGAGCUUUAGCAGGAAGCGAGCGGCCCUAGCUUGUACCUUUUGUCGCAGUCGGAAACGGCGAUGUGAUGCCCAGAAGCCAUCAUGUGCUCACUGUAGAGAGCUAGAAGUAGAAUGUCACUAUGAUGACUUGCCUUCUCAAAGGAUCGACACCUCCGGUGGCACUCGAGAAAUCCUCAACCGCUUACAUGACAUUGAGGCAAUCUUGCAGACUCAGUCACAUCAGAUCUCAGACAUCAACAAGUUUCAUACUGAUGCUCGUCCUGUCCCCAAGGCUUCGUCACCCGGCAAUGCAUGGACUCUGUCAAGAGAGCCCCCGAAUGCGACCAUGGCCUCGCCCUGGUCAUUUUUCGGAUUAGAAACCCAAUCGAAUUUGCCAGAACUGCCUCCAUUAACAAUUCCAGUCAAACACAAAACAUCCUCCAGUUACCUUCUGAGCUUACCCCCAGUCAAAUCCCUCAUCGGGGAGUAUCCGACUGAUGUGUUUUUCCAGUUAGAAUCACGAGCUCACCUCCCUCCGGAGUUGUCAUGUGAGACAUGGCCAACGCCAAUCCCAUCAAUUGAGAUUGAAAGAGAUCUUGCUACGAAUCUAGUAUCGACAUUUUUCGCGUCAGCUCAUCAUGCCCAUCCAAUCUUAGACCCAGGCGGCUUCGAGGAUAUUUUCAGCCGGUUUCUGGAGAAUGGACCCGAUUCCAGUAUUGCAUCGGCUUUAUGCAUGGUUGUCCUAGCACUUGGUGCUGUCGCUGCGUCACGACCGGAUACGCAUGCAUUUCUUCAUUCACCCCCAGGCAUGGCGUACAUACAGCACGCCUUGCCAACCCUCCUCAGCCAGUCGGCAUGGUCAUUCUCAUGCUGCCUCAUGCUGCCACAGGCGCUUGUUCUUGCUAGCGUGUAUUUUGCAUAUAUCGUCCGCCCCCUUCAAAGCUGGCGACUUAUCUACUCUGCCACGACGUUAAUUCAGUUCAAACUUUCAGGAAUUGACAGCCAGCAGAAAGAACCUUGGUGGCGAGAGAACUUGAUUCGACUAUUUUGGUCCUGCUUUUUGAUCGAGUGCGAUCGACUCGCCGAGCUGGAACUUCCACGAAGUGGCUUGCAACAGCUGACUGAUGAAAUCAGCCUUCCAGAGUGCACUAACCUUGGGAUGAUGCAAUCGACCUGCUACCUCGCGGAAAUAUCCAUCCGAAGAUUACUCAAUCGCGUGCAUAAUUCCCUCUACCCGAGCAAGAAUCACGGUUUGACGCUAUCUUCCACCUCAUUGGCCACACCGGAAGAGUUUUCCAUGGAUGAUAUCUCAUCUAUGAGUGCAGUUUGCGAUGAGCUACACUCACAACUCGAGUUGUGGCAUUCUUCCAUACCAGAAGACAUUCGUCCAAAGCUCAACAGCGAACCAUCGAUGCAGGAGUCGAAUGAUCGCCAGGCAAUACUACGUAUUCGCUAUUUUGCCGCGCGUCAUAUCAUAUACAGGCCAUUUGUUCUGUUUCUUGUUACUCACGAUGUCACCUGCAUAUCCCACGAUAUUGUCAAAAAGGCUGGGAUUUGCAUCGAGAGCUGCCGUCGUUACAUCCACAGCACGACCCGAAUCCUGAAACAACCGAGCCAAUACACGUGGACCUUUUCUUUGUCAUCACUGGGUGCCAUUGUUAUUUUAACGCUCGCUUCACUCAAUCCCGCUUUGCAGCAUUUGGUGACCGAUAUUGACGCACUACAAAGCCUGGCUUUGAAUAAUAUCCGACCGUGGGCUUUCUCCAGUCUUGAGGCUGUUAUAACAAUACUUGAAGACGUCCAGAAAAAGCAAAGACUUUUCAAGCGUAUGUAUUGA
Messenger RNA from Penicillium coprophilum, 1818 nucleotides. RefSeq names its product Transcription factor. NCBI's taxonomy places the organism in Eukaryota, Fungi, Ascomycota, Eurotiomycetes, Eurotiales, Aspergillaceae. Gene Ontology annotation, biological process: regulation of DNA-templated transcription. The transcript has 5 exons. The record is from RefSeq and is a predicted model, not a curated record. Gene Ontology annotation, molecular function: DNA-binding transcription factor activity, RNA polymerase II-specific; zinc ion binding. The coding region runs from base 1 to 1818 and encodes 605 amino acids.